Molecule: messenger RNA, 884 nt
Organism: Paramuricea clavata
Lineage: Eukaryota; Metazoa; Cnidaria; Anthozoa; Malacalcyonacea; Plexauridae
Source: the annotation of a GenBank genome assembly
AUGGAUUUUUCUAAAAUCGUUGUGGAACCUCUAUCCACAUCACUAAACAAGAGCAAUAUCGUGAUAACAAAAAAUUAUGGACUUGAUGGGAGUAGCGGUUUUUGGUGUUUGAAAUUUACGUUCGACUACAAGCUGGAGAAGGCCAUUGCAGUGGGUCUGACGAAUUUCAAGUACGACUCGACAGGCAAGAUUUGGACUCUAGAGAUAGAGAAAUGCCACUAUCUGCGCAUUAAAAAUGCGGACGAUCGUGUGUCUUUUGAUAUGGAAGAUGAGCUUGUUAAUGUCAAUGAGUUGAAACGUCUUCGAGGAUGUGCGUUUAACAACGAGAAACUUCAAGGUUAUUUGGAAACGAACGUCGUGCCACUGAUAACAAAGAAAAUAAGUAUACGAAAUUCGCCCCACAAUUUCGGUUUUUCCUCAGCCACAAAGCGAAGGACAAGCCUCUCAUGCGUACAUUUAAAGCUGGGCUAAAGUUUCUCGGGUAUUCGACGUGGAUAGACAAAUCCGAUAUGCCUAUUGUAGCACAUCUGCCGUCGGCUUUGAAAAUAUCGAUCGACGAUUGUGAUUGCCUUAUUGCCUGGUUGAACGAGGAAUAUUUCAAAAGCGAGUACUGCACAGCAGAGCUCUUAUACGCCAAGAAUCUUGGUAAGAUGAUUCUACCAUUUGGAGUAUUCAGCAAAAUUAAAACCCGGCUUCGCGAAGACGAAAACCUCAAAUUCUUGGAAGGCCUUUUAAUAAGUAACCCAAAUGAGAUGUCUUUCUUUGAAGUGUUAAGACGCAUCGAUGAAACAUUGUUCAAUUUUGAAGAUGGCUUUUGCUUCAUCUUAGACAGCUUCAAACAACAUCCGGCAUCAAUUUAUCGUAUAGUUGUAACCAUCGGCUGA